Molecule: messenger RNA, 874 nt
Organism: Poecile atricapillus (Black-capped chickadee)
Lineage: Eukaryota; Metazoa; Chordata; Aves; Passeriformes; Paridae
Gene: FAM3B
Product: FAM3 metabolism regulating signaling molecule B
Exons: 8
Coding region: 83-778 (231 amino acids)
Source: RefSeq, a predicted model, not a curated record
GGGGAGGACGGGAGAGGGACGAGGAGGAGGAGGAGGAGGAGGAGGAAGAGGAGGAGGAGGAGGAAGAGGAGGAGGAGGAAUAAUGAAGCUCCGGCACUCUCUUCUGAGAUUAUUUGCAUUGCUCCUGACAUCUUUUGCUGCUUGGUAUUUGGGAUAUUUGAUUGCUGAUCAUGUAGACCAAAACACACUAUCUAUUGCUGCACUUGAAGAGAUGGUAAAGAAACCAGUGUUGAGGGCCCCAGUCCCCAAAAGGCAGAAAUGUGACCACUGGUCUCCCUGCCCGCCUGGGAACUUCGCCUAUCGCAUCCUCAGUGGCGGUGGCAAACAGAGGAGGGCUAAAAUUUGCUUUGAGGAUGAGCAGCUUAUAAAUGACAAGAAUGAAGCUGGAAGUGGUAUAAACAUUGCCAUUGUGAAUUAUAAAACAGGACAACACAUGUCAACAAAUUUUUUUGGAAUGUGGGCAGCAGACCACUCACGGGAGAUGGCAGAUUACAUCAAGAAGGCACCAGAAGGAACCCUCCUUCUGAUGGCCACUCAAGAUGAUGCGAGCACCAGGUUGAAAGAUUACACCAAAAAAUUAGUGGAAGAACUGGGAAGUAAAGAAAUAAUGAAUAUAAAGUUCAGAUCAAGUUGGGUUUUUAUAGCUGCCAAAGGCUUCAAACUGCCAGAUAAUAUCCAAAAAGAAAAGAUAAACCACUCUGACCAGAUGAAGGACAGAUACAAAGGCUGGCCAGCUGAAAUCCAAAUAGAAGGCUGUAUCCCAAGAAACCUGAUCUGAACAAAUACAUACCUCAUUAAUAAAGACAGUUCUAUAUUUUCAUAUCUGUGACUUUAUUAAAUUGCCUCCAGAACUCAAUAAGCUUCUGAACACCAA